This is a messenger RNA of Microbotryum saponariae, 2382 nucleotides long. The record is from the annotation of a GenBank genome assembly. Lineage: Eukaryota; Fungi; Basidiomycota; Microbotryomycetes; Microbotryales; Microbotryaceae.
AUGGCUCCUCGACCACCGUCGUCCAAGAUGACCCCAGUCGCUCGUCCUGUCGCACGCUACAGGAAAGGCCAACCCUUACCCGGGACGUCGAACGCAUCAGCCUACCACAACGACGAGGAUGAUUCGGACGACGACGACGACGAUCUCGCCCGACCGGACGAGAACAGGAAGCAGUCGUGGGAUCAGGACCAGUUGGGCAAGCAGGGGCUCAAGCUGAUGCCGACUCUCGACUCGGCCAGUGCGGGUGGCCAUGGGAGUGGGAAUGCGAUCCAGGUCGCCAUCACUGGGGUCGAGGUGGAUGCGAGAGGCAAGGUCAAGGUCGCACGGAGGAUUCCGGAGCAGGAGCAGGAGAGUGGGAGCAGCGAGGACGACGACGAGGGUCAGUUUCGCGAUGGGGCGAGCUGCACCAUGUCACAUCGAUCGCAUGUUCACAGCACGACUGAACCUGGGAUGACUUGUACACCAGAUGAGCACGGUGCUGCACAACCCCCAACGGCAUCGACAUCCGGAGCGCCCCCAGCCAAGCAGCACGUUCGUCCCCCAAGUCCAACGGGAUCGACAAGCCUCCCCACUUCUCCACGAACUCAUUCUUGUUUGUAAUCCCCCUAUAGGAAUCUUCAAGUGAAUACGAGACCGAGUCCGAAACCGAAGAGGAGGAACCACAGGCGCGAGCACCCAUCUACAAGCCCGUCUUUGUCUCAAAGUCAGUAAUGCCGCUUUCGCCUUCCCUUCCUGGCGUCUGGCCCGACUCUCGCCAACUGGGGCUUUCUCUACUCCUUUUUUGAUUACUAAUUACCUGUGCGUGCUGCCCAGACGGAACCGCGACACGCUCGCCACGCGCGACGCCGCAUUGGACCCUUCGCUCGUCGAGGCGCAGAGGGAACAAGAGUUGCAGGCGAGGAAACAACAGUCGCACGACUUGGUCGCGCAGUCCAUCGUCAGGGAGUUGGCGCAGAGUAAGUUUAGCGGCCCGAGGUGGGAUGAAGACGUGAGAGGUGGACUCGGCUUGAGGGGGACAGUGCCGAGAGCUUAUGCGGAUUUUUGUCCCGUGCCCUGCAGAGGAAGUGCAAGCUGUCUUCCCCGACGUUGAUGAUACGGAUGGUUUGGACCCGGAAGCCGAGUUUGAGGCAUGGAAGUUACGAGAGUUGAUGAGAAUCAAGAGGGACAAGGAGGCGAGGUAUGCGUAAGUAUAUCGCCAAUUGCUCGUCGUUCCCUCCCGCUUGCGCAACAGGCCGCAGAAAGGUCAGCUGAUCAGAGUUAAUUUAUUCCAUGCUUCAGUAAGGAGAAGGAGAGGGAGCAAGUCGAGGCUCGCCGAGCGAUGCCCGAACAGUUGCGCCUCAAGGAGGAUCUCGACUAUGCCAAGAAGACAAGGGACGAGAAGAAGAAAGGAUCCCAAGGUGAGUUACACUUAAAGACGAGCUAGCCCGAACUCUACCGAAUUCCACAAACUCACGCUCCCACCCCAUCUUCCCGCCCCGACUCCAGUCUUUGGCCAGAAAUACCAUCACAAGGGAGCUUUCUACGCCGACGCCGAGAUCCUCACCAAACACGACUUCACCGCCCCAACCGUCUCGACCGUCAAGGACAUGUCGAGUCUACCCAAAGCGAUGCAGAACAAGAACUUCGGCAAGAUGAGCCAGAGCAAGUACACGCAUUUGGCGGAUCAGGAUACGUCCAAGGAGGCGAAAUGGGGACGUGGCGGAGGUGUGGGCGCGGGCGCGGGCGCGGGUUGUUUCAAUUGUGGGGGACCGCAUGUGAGUUUGCGGUGUCUGAGCGGGUGACUGAGGGUUCCGAACUUGGCGCACUGACCCGCAAACCUUCUCGUCCGUGUUGGAGCAGAUGAGAAAAGAUUGCCCGACUACUACCAUCGCCGGUCCGUCAGGGGCCAAUGCCGCCCCUUCGAGGGAUCAAGGACGGUCAUCCCAACGAGGAGGAGAAAGUGGGAGGAGGGACGAUGAUCGGGAUGGCGGUCGUGGGGAGGAUCGAUAUGCCCCGAGGCCGAGGAGGGACGGGGAUGAUAGGAGGGGGGAAGGGUCGUCAACGAGGAAGGGGUACGAGGAUCGUGAGAGGGAGAGGGAGAGGGAUAUACCGAGGUAUGAUGACCGGGAUCGGGACCGGAAUCGGGAUUAUGAACGUCGGGACAGGGACCGAGACGGAUACGGCGGCUCUACCUCGAAUCGACGACGAGAAGGAAUUGGACAUUCUUCAUCAUCAUCACGCAACGAUCGACCUUCUUAUGAUAAUGCGAGGUCGAAGGAUACAGGUAAUGGGAGGAGGGACGACAAGGUGGGUUACGACGAUCGGAGGACAAGGGAUGAUCGGCCGAGGAUGAGGAGUCAGAGCCCGAGAGGACCGGACGAUAAGAGGCGGAGGUUGGAUUGA